Scutellospora calospora is the source of this 831-nucleotide messenger RNA. The record is from the annotation of a GenBank genome assembly. NCBI's taxonomy places the organism in Eukaryota, Fungi, Glomeromycota, Glomeromycetes, Diversisporales, Gigasporaceae.
AUGGACCAUUUUUUGGAUAUAGAUAAUGAGGAUAGGAACAACAUUCCAGAAGGACAAGAAAACGGUUUCCAGCAACAAAUUCAACAAUUACUGCAAUUAAUGGCGGGCGCUCUACCUCAGGCAUUUCAAAAUAAUCAAAUACGGGAAAUGAACGUCGUCACAUGUUUUGCCUGUCAACAACCGGGGCAUGUUUCUUGGGAAUGUCCCAAUAUAAAUAAUAAUCGACGCCACGGUCAACCAACAAAUGAGGAUGAAGGACGAAGACAUGAAGGGAGAGAAGGGAAUGACAUAGGAAGUAGACCUACUGUGGAUGAAGUAGAGGUAGAAACAGUGUACCUAGGCGAGGUGAAAGAAAAAAAGGAUAUCAAUCUAGGCCCAUUAACGAACGAACAAGAAAAACAGAUGAGAUUGUUAUUAGAAAGAUAUAAAGAUACUUUUAUAGAAGAUUCAGGCCAUGGUCUCCCGAUUAAGCAAAAAUUUUAUCCCACUUCUAAGCCCGAACAUGAAUUUAUCAGUACUGAAAUUCAUAGAAUGCAAAAGGCUGGAAUUAUUCGACCAUCAACCAGUCCAUGGGCUUCACCUAUAGUUCUAGUAAGAAAGAAAAACGGGAUAUUUCGAUUUUGCGUGGAUUUUAGAAAACUGAAUAAGUGGGUUUUGGCAAAUAGAGAUGCACCCACGGGAUCGAGAAAAAACGGCCUUUACUUCGUGAUUUGGUUUGUACGAGUUCAAUGUGAUGCCCUUCGGGCUCACAAAUGCGCCUGCAUCGUUUCAAAGACUUAUGGAUCGGGUAUUACAGGACAUUCUUUGGAAAUUCGCAUUAGUAUACAUUGA